UGCCUGUCCCGUAUGCAGGCGCUGGAGGCGGAUCCCCGCCGUGUUCUCCCCGGGCGCGGCUCCAACCCCCGGGCCGGCCGUGCCGCGGGGCCGCGCAGGGACAGCGCUGGCGGCGCUGCCGUUGGAGGGGCCCGCCCGCCGCUCUUAUCGCCCGAGGGGCUGCAGGGCGUGUGCGGCGCAGAUACACCGCGGGGCAGGGAGCGCCCCUUCACCCCGUGCCCCACCGGCGGGCCCGGCACCGCUACAUGAGUUGCCCCGGGACCCCCGGGCUUGGGUCGCCCCCGGGGCCCGCCCGCGCCGCCCGGCGGGGGAGGAGCCGCCGCUGAGCCGGUGCGUUCCCCGCCGCCCGGGAAGCGCGGACAGGGGGAGGCGGCGCGGCCGCCCGCGCCUCAGGCUGACGGAGCGCCGGCGGGGGACGGGCAGCCCCUUCCCGCCCACGAGAAACGCGCCCACUCACCCGCCGAGCCUCCGGCGACGACUUGAUUUAACUUCAUUUUAGGAAUUGACUGCUAAAAAGAUAAAGCUAGUUACCAAGAAAAAUACUAUCUCCUGAGAGCACUUAAGAGAUCUGAGAGCACUGACUGAGCAUAUUAGAAAAGCUAAGACAUUCCAGUGGUGUCUUCAAAUCUAUUGAAAGAAAUUAUACAAAACUAAUCCAAAAGUAAAUGAGGAACUUAGGAAAAGAUUGCCAACUUCAAAUCAACACAGUUACACAGAAUUGAAGAAGCAUACAGCUUCAUUUGAGGGAUUCUUUUAAGGGACUCAGUUUUCUGCGAUAUGAGCUCUGAAACCUUCAAGCAAAAACUGGACUCAGUGCCAGAUCAAACAAGUUCAGAAGAACAAAUGGAGAACUGGUCAAAAGAAACACACAUAUUGGAUCAGAAAAAAGAAGACUUUUGUGCUGAACUUCAGUUUUAUAAGAAUUCUCAAAAACCCACAGAAUUUUUUAUCCAGGCAGAAACUGACGCACCGAAACUUUCAAAUUUGCGAGUAACCAGUCAAAGAGGAGGAGUCCUAACUGACUGUAAUUAUGGUUCUGAGGAAUUAAGCGUAGAAAGAAAGGAUAGCAGGACACUCCCUGAAUUUAUAUCCUCAUGGAAUGAUGCUGGAAGUUUAGGUGGAAAAACAGAAACUGCAUUCCUUUUAAAAGAAUUGGACACUCUGAGGGCCAAAAAUAAAAAGCUUCAAGAUAAGCUGGCUGAAAAGGACAAGGAGCUGAAGAUAAUGAAACUGGACUUAGAAUUGCAAGACAGAGCUACAGAAGCUAAGAUUGCAGAAAGGAUUGCAGCUCUGGUGGAAGAAGUUUAUUCUGCUCAACGUGAACGUGAUGAGGCUAUCAUGGCAAGGCUUAGGUUAGCCAAUGAAGAGAGAGAUGAAGCAUUUCUACGAGUCCAGCGUUUAGAAGAAUCUCUCAAAGAGCUAGAAAAUAUUAACCCUGAAGAAAAUGACAUGACAUUACAGGAAUUACUGAACAGAAUAAACAAUGCAGACACAGGGCUAGAUAUACUGAAGAAUGGAGCUAUAAUUCUGAACCGAAUACACAGGACCAGAGAACGUAAAAAGAAAAUAAUAGCUGAGGAAAUGAAUGCAGUAAUAGAGCAACGGGAUGCUGCUUUAUCUCAAUGCAAACGGCUGGAGCAGGAGCUUCAUCAUCUGAAAGAGCAGAACCAGACUUCAGCAAACAACACGAGACAUAUGACUGCUGAAAACAAUCAAGAACGUGCUCUGAAGGCAGAAUUGAUGGCUUUGCAACAAGGAAAAGAAGCUGCUCUUCAACAGUGCAGAAAACUAGAAGAAGAAAUCCAAACAUUGCGUGUUUAUUACAGCUUGUACAAGUCUUUGUCUGAAGGAAUGAGUCCAAAGAACCAGCCUAACUCUGCUUUCAGUACUUCUGAAGGUGGACUGCAAGGAAGGGAGGAUGUUGUGACCCUAACCUAUGGCCAGGUUGAGGAGAUGGCAGCUCAGCUGCAGCAAACUCGAUCAGAGCAAAAGGAGACCGAGCUGAAGCUCCAGAAAGCCCUGGAAGCUUUGCAGGAGGCCAAUGAAAAAGUUCAAAAGUUGGAAAGGCUGGUGGACGUCCUGAGGAAGAAGGUUGGAGCAGGGACCAUUAGGACCGUGAUCUGAUUGAAAGCUGUAGUCUAAGGAAGCUUUCACAUCUGGUGACCAGGCUGCUUCAUUCAGCACUGUGUAAACACUGAAGCCUUAACUUAGCAAACAGUUGUUAGAAGUGGGACACUCCAGCGACAUUCCAAGCUGAGAUAAAAUCAAAUCAUAAAUGUUUAACUACUUUGCUGCUGAGUUCUGUGAUUUGUUAAAAUGUUUCACUGCAAACAUGUAUUUGUUUUUAACCAAAUGCAUUGUGGCAUUGUGUAUUGUGAAAAAUUAUGUAGAUGCUUAUUUUAACAGCCUGUCCUCUCAGUGUUAGUAGACUACAGUCUGCUGCAAGGCACAGCAUGGUCAUUUUUUUAAAUACUGCAGGCUUCAGGUUCAAAAUGCUGCAAAGCAGUUUCAAAAAGUAAAUCUCUUAUUUUAUUUGUGAGACUGCAAAUAGUCCAGUAUUUGUAUGUUAAAUAUAUUAAUUGAUAAAGUAGGUUGGCAUUCAAGAAAUAUCUCUGUCUGGUAUAUUGCAUAUUUUUUCCUCCUUACUCAUAGCCCAUUGAAUUGCAGGUAGUAACUGUGGCUACAUCAAAGGGCAGGAUAAAUGUAUAGCUUUAUACAGCAGUUGAAUAGCUUCUGCUGGUACAUGGCAUUUUCAGAGUACAUUAAAAAGAAAUUUACAUUUAGAUUUCACUCGAAGUACAGCUUAAAAAAUUGCAACAUGAAAGCCUUGUGACAUUGUACAGUAUCUCGGACAGUGGAGAAAGUUUUCUGUAUUGUUUUUAGUCACUCCUCUGUCCUUUUAUAUGAGGGAAAAGCUCUCAGAUUUCAGAAAACACCUUAUAAAUUAAAAAUUCACUUUUUCAGUGUUUGCCUCUUCUUAUCCCCUUCCUACAAGACUCUGAUUGCUCUGCAGUGCAUGAGUACAAUCCAGUCUGGGUUUAAGGCCAAACUGUCAAUCCUCAGCUUUUUGUAUUCAUGAAGUGCCCUAAGACUUAAAGGCUGAAGUCCUCCUCCUUACAGGGAGGGGAGAAACUGAAAGCUGAGGUGGAAAAUUUGGGGUACACAGACAUUGUACACCUUACAGAUACUUCAGAGUUGAACUUAGAGUUAUGUUUGUGACCCAGCCAUCUCCCUGUCAAGUCAGUACUCACAUAAUCCUGCUCAAGAAAGCAGCUGUAAUCUCUGAGCACCCCAAUUUCAAUAAAGAAUCUUAACAGCCAGCUGGGCUUUAGUAUCUCCUCAGGACCAGCCAACUCAGGCAAGGUGGAUGUAGCUCCUGAGGCUUCUACUUGUCUGCUUUGCUUUGUGUUUAAUGUUGUUACAUGAUCUUACCUCUUAAUGCUUGCUUGUUCAGAUGUUGUCAUAGUGCAGUCUAUCUGGAGAAAAUGAAAUUUUAAUUUUAGGUGUAAAGAGAGACAUUUUAAUAUCUGUUUUUUCUUUCGAACACUUAAAUGUUAAACUUUCUUCAUCUGCAGACCUAAGCCCCUCCUAGUUUCAGUUGACCAAACCUAACCUCUUGCAGGGAGAUAAGUAGCAUCCCUCCAAGCCACAUUUACCCAAGCCACUUCUAGAAACUUCUGAAGUGCUCAUCUUUGACCUUUGGUCAAUCCUAAGAUAGCCAGUGAGUCUGGAGCCUCUCCCCCACCCCUAUUCAGUGGGAAGAAAUUUUAAUGCUUCCAAACCAGAGGAUUGCCACCCCCUAGAUUCCAGCCCCUUCCCCAUCUCCCACGUGCUGCUGUUCAGCUUUUGGAUGACUCAACAGUUCUUUGUCCUCCCGUUCUCACUGAGCUUUGUGCACAAGGUGGAUGACGAUCUCCUGAGCUGUCAGUGCUGUUGAACCAUUUCUGCUGUAGAGAGGUAGUGAAGAAGGAAUAAAGAUGAAUGUGUGAGGACUACCAUGCUCUGCUAGACCAAAUCCCAAAGACUGCCUUUGGCAAUAACAAACAGCAGACACCUAGGGAAGGGUGCAAAGUCAGGCCAGCACUAGUGACCACUCCCCCAGCUGGUGUCCCAGCAAUUUGUUAGUUAGAGGUUUUCUAAGCCAGAGGUGGUGUCUUUGUAUUUAGCAGCAUUUUUUCAUGACCUGUUUUUUAACCCAUUUAAAUUGUUAAUAUCUACUUGUUCGUUUCACAAGGUCUUAUGCAGUUAAUGAUGCAUUGAGUGAAGAAAUACUUCCUUUUCUGUUAUGAACCAGCUCUGUUCAUUUGCUGUCACCUAGUUUUUGUAUGAGAGAAAUGGUGAGGAACCGUUCCCUGUUCAUAUUGUUUCCAUAUCCCAUGUGAUUUUAUGUAUUUGGCAUCAUUUCCCCCACUUUUCUUUUCCAGAGAGAACCCCUAGUCUCAUUUAAAGGAGCUGUCUCAUGGUUUUAAUUGGUCUUGUCAUACUAACCUUUUUUUUCCAGCUCUGCGGUGUUUUUACUGAGAUGCAACCAGAUUUGUUCCCAGCGUUCAAAAUACAGACAAAAUGUGACUUUAAUAGUUGUCAUAAUGAUGUUGUCUGUUUUAUUCUCUGUGCUAUUUGUAACUGUUUUUAGCAUUGGACUUGCUUUAUGACAGAUUAUUUUUUGGUAUUUAUAUUUUGUAUUAAAACAGCAACUCUAGAUCUCCUUCCUCA
This is a messenger RNA of Prinia subflava (tawny-flanked prinia), 4713 nucleotides long. RefSeq names its product mirror-image polydactyly 1 (gene MIPOL1). The record is from RefSeq and is a predicted model, not a curated record. The coding region runs from base 778 to 2124 and encodes 448 amino acids. NCBI's taxonomy places the organism in Eukaryota, Metazoa, Chordata, Aves, Passeriformes, Cisticolidae. The transcript is spliced from 14 exons.